Molecule: messenger RNA, 1167 nt
Organism: Odobenus rosmarus divergens (Pacific walrus)
Lineage: Eukaryota; Metazoa; Chordata; Mammalia; Carnivora; Odobenidae
Gene: FAM3B
Product: family with sequence similarity 3, member B
Exons: 10
Coding region: 1-1167 (388 amino acids)
Source: RefSeq, a predicted model, not a curated record
AUGGUGGAGGAGGGUCAGGGUAAAGCCCCUUCUGACAGCCCACAGGAAUGGGGGGGGCACAGUGUCCUCCGUGGGGAACAAACCCUGCUCAUUACUCCUGGCCCCCUGUCGGCCGGGCGGAGGGAGCAUCCCUCCCGGGCUGAAGGUCCGGAGCUCGUGGGCGCCGCCCCGCGCACCUACCUGGCCCGCCCGCACCUGCCGGAUCUGCAGGCACCUGGCCCGCCAGCACCCGCCCGGCCCGCGCCCGGCCCGCACUUCCGUCAGGCCCCGUCUCCCCGCCGUUUGCUCUCCUUCCCCGCCGCCGGCCGCUCCGAGGGUGCAUCUCUGUCGUCACUGGACCCCUCGAGGCUCGCUCCGGGCGCCAGAGAGCUGCACCUGGAAGAUGCGCCCGGGGACAGCGGGACUGCUGCCUUCUCCAGUGUCAGGGAAGGGUCCGGGGCCAACCUGAGACCCCGAGAAUCUGAGGGUGGGGAUGAGGGCACUUUGAAGACGGCAUUCUUCUUCUUCGCCUCCAUAUGCGCCUGGUAUUCCGGGUACCUGCUCGCAGAGCUCAUUCCAGAGGUAUCCCUGACCAGUGCUGUUUAUAGCACCUGGAGCAUCACCAGGAAGCCCCUCCUCAAGGCCCCAGCCCCUAAAAGGCAGAAAUGUGACCACUGGACCCCGUGCCCCUUGAACACCUAUGCCUACCGCUUGCUCAGCGGGGGCGGCAAGGACAAGUAUGCCAAAAUCUGCUUUGAAGAUGAGCUGCUCAUGGGAGAAAAGACUAGAAAUGUUGGAAGAGGGAUAAAUAUUGCCAUUGUCAAUUAUAUGACUGGGAAAGCGAUAGCAACACGGUAUUUUGAUAUGUUUGAAGGUGAUAACUCUGGACCGAUGACGAACUUUAUUCAUAGUGCACCUCCAAAGUCCCUGCUCUUCAUGGUGACCCAAGAUGACGGUGCGAGCAGGCUGAAGGAGGACGCCAAGAAGGUCAUAGAAGCACUUGGAAGUAAACAAAUCAGGAACAUUCGGUUCAGGUCAAGCUGGGUAUUUCUCACAGCAAAAGGCUUUGAGCUUCCUGCAGACAUUCAGAGAGAAAAUAUCAACCACUCUGACAAUGCGAGGAACAGGUACUCUGGCUGGCCUGCAGAGGUACAGAUAGAAGGCUGCAUCCCGAAACAACCGAGCUAA